AUGAACAGUCUCAGUCUUUCUGGGCUCACUGUCCUCCAGUGCCCUCUCAGUGCCCCCUCCCUGUUGGCCCACGCCAACAGGGAUCCCCGGUCCGAGUCCGCCGGGGGCUCCCCAACCACCUGGGCCCCCAUGGGCCUCUCCGUCGGCCGUGACGUCACGGGCGAAAACAAGCAGCGGAAGCGGGGCUCGGUUCAGAGAUGGACGCUCGGGGAUUAUCCUCCUGAAUUAACAAAAACACCCACUUCUGCCUCACAUGACGCCGUGUCCCCGUCCCCGCAUGUAGCAGGGCGGCUCUUCUUCCCCCCCAGCGCGGAGCUCAGCCCCGGCCAGCCCCGCAGAGCCAUGUCGGACCUGGACUCCCUGGUGCUCAGCUUCCAGAGCCGGCUGCAGGACGUGAUGGAGGCGGUGCUGCAGGUCGCCGUGUUCCAGGUCACCAAGCUGGUGCAGGACGUGUUCCUGGUGGAGGCGAAGCGCCGCGGGGAGGAGCUGGAGGCUCUCCGGACCGAGCUGCAGCAGCAGGCCGGGCGGAGGGAGGACCAGGGCGGGGGGGACCCCGACCCCGGGGAGGGGGGCACCGCGGACCCCCGGGACGACGCGUGGUCGGGCUGGAAAUCGGGCUGCAGGCGUGAAGGGAAAUCGGGGUCACCGGGUGACCCUGCAGCCGCCCGGAGCCCUGGACAGGAGGCACAGGCCACAGAAGAGGAGGAUCUGACUCCAGAUGUGAAGGAGGAAGAAUUAAACACGCCGUCUUGUUCUGCUGAGCACGUGAGACGGUGGAGCGGCGCUCCCGUAGAUGACGCUGGACCUGAAUCGGAACCCCCAAACGAGGCGGCUGAAGCACAAUCGAAAGAGGCCGAUGAAAACAACGAGGAGUUGUUGCAGGUAGACAUUAAGCCAGACCUUCAGAUCUCUGCGGCGUUUCCGUUUCCAGAGGAUCAGCCGGAGCCACACGUGACUGCAUCUCUGGAAGUGGACUCCACCUGGCCCGGCCGGCCCGCCACAGCCGCUGUGCUGCUGCAGACUCACAGACUCGAGGAGGAAGGUGAUCCGGUCCAAACCAACGGGUCUCUAAAGCGAGAGGAAGGUGAGCCGUCGGCAGAUGUUCAGCUCAUCCCAGGCGCGGAUCAGGCUUCGUCGUCGGGAUCUCCUGAAGCCCAACCCAAACUCGGCAGCGAAAACGUCGUGACCGUCAAGGAGGAAGUCCUCAUCGACGGCGACGAGUGCGACGAAUGCGAGCAGACGGACGAGAGGGCGAGGGAGUCUAGGACGAUGUCGUUCAGCUGCGUGGUGAAGCAGCACAGAGCGAGUUCUGCCACACACAAACCAAACAUCUACCACGAGGCAGCGCUGGCGGAGGCCAUGAAGCUGGAUGCCAAAGUGGCUGCACGUGUCCGGUUACGAGCAGCCGGUCAGCAACUUCACCGACCAACUAAAAGGUUCCCCCACACUCUCUCCAGCGGGCCGGCGGCGCCGGCAGCUCCCGCUCAGGCGGUGAACCUGCACCAGCUGAACAGGGUUCCCUCCACCUCCAAAGCUGCUCCAGAACUCCCAGUGCCGGCGCUCCACCCGGGAGACAAACAGACCUCUGCUCCCAACCGAACCGCCGCCUCGUGGGUCGGCUUAAAAUCCCAGCAUCCGCCCGCGGCCGUUCACCACGGCAACCCCGGCCCCCACCCCGACCCCCCGCCCUGCGGCGGGCCCAGGCACCUGCUCCGCUGCGGCCACUGCGGCAAGUGUUUCCCCCACCCCAGCAACCUGAAAGCCCACCUGCAGACUCACACGGGGGAGCGGCCGUUCUGCUGCCUGCUCUGCGGCCGCAGCUUCACCAAGCUGAGCAACCUGAAAGCGCACCGGCGCGUCCACACCGGGGAGAGGCCGUACUGCUGCGCCGCCUGCGGCAAGCGCUUCACUCAGAAAUGCAACCUGAAACGCCACCAGAGGAUCCAUCUGGACAUAUGACACAGCAGGACACAAAAAAAAGCCAAACAAAAAACAAAAAGGUCCAUUUGUGU
This is a messenger RNA of Cololabis saira (Pacific saury), 2012 nucleotides long. RefSeq names its product zinc finger and SCAN domain-containing protein 12-like. The coding region runs from base 1 to 1959 and encodes 652 amino acids. Gene Ontology annotation, biological process: regulation of transcription by RNA polymerase II. Gene Ontology annotation, molecular function: DNA-binding transcription factor activity, RNA polymerase II-specific; RNA polymerase II cis-regulatory region sequence-specific DNA binding. Lineage: Eukaryota; Metazoa; Chordata; Actinopteri; Beloniformes; Belonidae. The record is from RefSeq and is a predicted model, not a curated record. The transcript is spliced from 5 exons.